Messenger RNA from Rhincodon typus (whale shark), 1991 nucleotides. RefSeq names its product proteinase-activated receptor 1-like. Gene Ontology annotation, cellular component: membrane. Gene Ontology annotation, biological process: positive regulation of blood coagulation; phospholipase C-activating G protein-coupled receptor signaling pathway; positive regulation of Rho protein signal transduction. Lineage: Eukaryota; Metazoa; Chordata; Chondrichthyes; Orectolobiformes; Rhincodontidae. The record is from RefSeq and is a predicted model, not a curated record. Gene Ontology annotation, molecular function: thrombin-activated receptor activity. The transcript is spliced from 2 exons. The coding region runs from base 233 to 1444 and encodes 403 amino acids.
CCCUGCCCCAGGAAGUGCGGGAAUAUCCCACAAUUGCAAUUCGGAGUGGAAAAGUUUCAAGUUGAUUCUCGCCUGACAUACUUCGGACACUGAAGGACUUACUCAUCUCACAGAGAGGGGAGACCGGUGCUGGAGGCUCGGAAAGAGGCGGCUGUAGACUCCGGAGGUGAUCUAACCUGAGCCAGGUUCCGGAUUGUACAGAGAACAGCAGCAACUUCCACUCGGGCUGGGGAUGGGCUGGACAGUUCGGCUUGUGUUGUGUGUCGCCCUGCUCCCCACCAUCUCAGCUCUCCACACUGAUAGGAAAUCAAGGCAUAAUGGCAGCAACAUAGCCAAAAGCUUUGCUGGUAACACUGGAAAUCGGAGGAACAUGAUCAAUGACUCACAGCAGAACAUAUCAAGACAUUUACCGAGAUAUGGACUUAAUGUCACACAUCUCCCGCAACCUUCAGUCAUCAAAGUGACAGUUUCUGAUAGAGCAAAACUAUACCUAAUGGGUUCCUGGACAACUAUAGUGAUUCCUUUUGUUUAUACCUUUGUUUUUACUGCAAGCUUGCCUCUAAACCUUCUGGCAAUCUUAAUAUUCCUCCUUAAAAUGCAAUUGACAAAACCAGCCAUAAUUUACAUGAUGAAUUUGGCAUCAGCAGAUUUGUUAUUUGUGCUGACGUUACCUCUAAAGAUCACUUACCAUUUUUCUGGCAAUGACUGGGGAUUUGGCUCUUUCCUCUGCCGAUUGGUUACAGGUAGUUUUUAUGCUUAUAUGUACUGUUCAGUGCUGCUGAUGAUGUGCAUCAGUAUUGACCGAUUUCUGGCUGUGGUCUAUCCAAUACGAUCUGCUACCUGGAGGACCUGGGGGCGUACAGUUGUAAUUUGCCUUGUCGUGUGGCUUGUGGCUAUUGGUGGUACUAUACCACUUUUCCUCACUGAGCAAACAGUGUAUGUCACCGAGCUGGGCAUUACAACCUGCCAUGAUGUGCUACCCCUCUCCACACUACAAAGUUACUCCAUCUACUAUUUUCCCAUUUUGUGUUUUCUGCUCUUCGUAAUUCCCCUGCUUGUGACUUCAUUCUGCUAUGGAUGUAUUAUCUCAACCCUUCAUUUAGCCAAUCAGACAAACCAGUGUGGAAAGUCACGUGCUUAUUUUCUUGCUACACUUGUGCUUUCCGUGUUUAUUAUUUGCUUUACACCAACGAACAUCAUUUUACUCAUACACUAUCUUAAUUUUUAUCAUGCACCAAGUGAUUCACUCUACUUUGCAUAUAUGCUGUGUGUGUCUAUUGGCAGUAUGAGCUGUUGCCUUGAUCCUUUGAUUUAUUAUUAUGCCUCAUCAAUCUUUAAGAGCCGGUUACAAAUUCUCCUUUACCCUAUGGAGUCUGAUAGUAGUCAAGAAAAACAACAAUCAACUCCCAGUCGUUGCAAUUACAGUAAAGUUAACAUAGAUUAAUCACAUGAUGCAUACGUGCUAAUUUAUUUUUGAUAAUGUUACAAGGUAAAGCUGAUUUACGUAUAGUAUUAGGCAGCUGGAGGAGGUCCAAUUAGUCUGUGUUGUUCUUCAUAUUCUUUCUCUGUGUGUACCUGUGGACAUAGCUUUAGAAAUAUUGCUGAACAAACUUGAGUCUUAAUUUGUGGUGCUAUUUAACAUUGACAAAUGUGGGUUACACCUCUAUUAAAAUCAGACCACAUUAUCAUGAGUAAUUCAAUUAUUGACAGUUGCUGACGUUAUUGGCAUUUUGCACGUAUGCCACAAAGUACUAACCCACAGACUGGACCAAAUUAAAUUGCUUUCUAAGAAGAGAAGGGAAGAUAACCACAGUCUAGUUUCCUAAUGAUACUGCUUUAAAAGCUGUGGUCACAUAAGUUUCAUUCUGUUGUGUGUCCUUACUCUGCCUUCCUUUUUAAGUUUGUGAUUCAUGUGGAUUGUAAUUCACUCAUGAAUUUCAAUAGCUGCAAAAGUAUUUUAAGUAUUGUUGAGAAUAAACCGUUCCUUUUAA